Alnus glutinosa is the source of this 7688-nucleotide messenger RNA. RefSeq lists its product as uncharacterized. The transcript is spliced from 22 exons. Lineage: Eukaryota; Viridiplantae; Streptophyta; Magnoliopsida; Fagales; Betulaceae. Gene Ontology annotation, molecular function: helicase activity. The record is from RefSeq and is a predicted model, not a curated record. The coding region runs from base 105 to 7376 and encodes 2423 amino acids.
CUGCAAUCAAAUGCCCUUUUGAGCGCGCACUAGAGAAAAAGAGAAAGCCCUAAUAAAAAUAGAAAGUUGAUGAAAAGAGCAGAAAAUAUUUGGGAAAUUGAGAAAUGUCGAACAGGUUGGCAAGGAGACGAGAUCUAUUGGGCCGCUGGAAAGCCAUCGAGGAAGAAGAAGAUGACGAUGACGCUCACGACCCUUCCAAACGACGCCGUCUCCACCACCUUAAGGAGCAAUGGUUUGCAGAUGCAUUUGAUCUCUUAAUUUGUUUGCCAAAAGAAACCCAUAUCUGGUGUGGCUCGUGGGAAUUAAUGGGUCCUCUUUUGGAGACGUUCUACAAUUACUUUAAAGAUGAGAAUCCUGAUUCUCCUCUCAAGCGUUUAUGGAAGAGGAUCACUGAAGAAAUGCGGCAAUGCAUCCAGUGCAUCUCUCAGCACUACCAAGCCCUAGAGGCAUACAAUAUGGAGUAUGAGCAGAGUUGCAUUAGUCCCCUUCUUGAUGUGAUACGAAGUCUUAAUGAGGAAAGGGUAACUGAGCACUUGAGAGAGAUCAAAGCAAGAAUAGCACGGGAAGAAUAUGAUCCAGCUUGUGAUAAUGCUGAAGUUGUUAGUGUCAUGUAUGAGGUUUUGAUGUUCCCUAUCCUGUUGGAUGAUCAGUUAUUGUUCACUGAAUUUGAAACAUUUAUUGAAGCAAUUGAUAGUAAGCACGAACUGGCUUUGGAUAGACAUCAACAGUUUCCGGGCAUUUAUGCAUUGUUUUUUUUCAAAAGAGGAGUGCGUUCUGUUGGUCAUCGUCUUGCUGGAUCGAUGGGAAAAUUGAGGAGAGUAACAGACUUGGAACCUUUGCAGCCUUUGCUUAAGAAAUUUAUAGGCUUUUUGGACACAGAAGCUUUGCCAUCAACUUUUGAGACUUCAAGGCCAAGAGCAAAGCUGGACCGUGUAUCCAUAUGGCUUGGAAUCAAAUCAUUGCUUGGGUUCUUAGAACCUCCAGCUUUUGAAGAAGGGAUAUUGGAGCGCUACCCCAUUUUUCUUGACCUUGUACUCAAUCAUAUCAGUGGCGAUUCGGUUGUAUUUUCUCAUGCAGUUACCUGUCUGAGACUACUAUUUGAAAUGCUUGGUUGUAAGCUUUGGUUGAGGUCUACAUUGUCUCCAAGUGUGAUGCGCAACACUCUAUUGGGUCAGUGUUUCCAUACUCGAAACGAGAAAAGCCAUAAAGACAUUUUUGAUCUUUUUCAGCCUUUUCUGCAGUCUCUUGAAGCUUUGCAAGAUGGGGAGCAUGAAAAGCAACGUAGGAAUUUUCUAUAUUUUCUCCUUCAUCAAGUGCCAGUGAGCAGUAACUUCAGUGUUUUAACAAGAAAAAAGGCUUGCCAGAUAGCUCUUCUUAUUAUACUCCGAGGUUAUAAGAUGAACCCGCCAUGCCCACCUUUUGAAUGUGCACAUAUGUGGGGCCCUUCUCUUGUGUCAUCCCUGAAUGAUUCUUCACUCCACAGUUCUCUGAGGCAACCUGCCUUUGAUCUUAUACAAACUAUUAUAGUCUCUGAUGCUGCUGCCCUUAUAACUACAAUGCUGAAUUGCAGCAUGCCUUGGACUAUUGAUAGAAACAUGUCUCACCACUUUGAUGAUGAUGAACAAUCUGAUGGGCUUCCAUUUACUCCAGAUGUUGAAGAGGAGGACAAUAGUUCUUGGAGGGAAUUCAGCAUGCAGAGUAAAAUUACUUCUCGGGAAUAUCAAGGGUGGAUGUGCAUUCCCAUGCUAUGGAUUGAUGUUCUACUUGAAAUUGAUCCCUUAGUCUUUCCAAUAUCAUUUUCCAAGGCUGUUUUCUGGGCUCGAUCUCGUUUUUCUAUGGUUGAACCUGAAAUCAGUGCAGAAAUGGCACUUCCAGUGAGAACAUGGCUUUCAUCCUCUUUGACAGAGAUCUCCAGUUCUUUUAGUUGGAAAAUCCCAACUGGUUCUGAUGAUGGUGGAGAGGGGAAGGAGCCAACGAACUCAGUAAAAGUAUCGUCAAUGUGUCUCCCUUUAAUAAGAACAUUCAACAGGUUAACUACACACUUCGUAGUUCAAGUGGGGCAAAGAGAAAUCCGGAAGCAGUGGACGUGGGAAUCAAGGAUGGGUGAAAGCUUGAUACUUUCACUUCUGGAUCCUAGUGAUAAUGUGAGGCAGUUUGGGAAGUGUAUCUUGGAACAGGCUUCAAAUACGCGGGGUCUUGCUUAUGGCUUGAAGUUUCUCUGCUCUGAUAGAUCUUCAUUGUCUGCCAAUUUUUUGGGCUUGAGACAUGCUUGUAAAUUGGUUCGACUGGAUUCUGUUUUAGAAAAGUUUCAGAUUUUACAACAUUUUUUCUUCGUUCUACGCAAAUUACUCGAAGAAGGGGAUUUAUCUGCCCUACGUUUUACUGGAAAUUCAUCUGAUAACUUAAAUAUCACGAGCUUCUCUUCCCAAGGCGGAUUUCUGAGGCAGCCGGUCUUUGAUUCAUUGCUUGUGAAUGUCAAUGAUCAUUCUUCAAAUGUUGACCUAAAAGCACAGGAAAAGUUCAUUUACUUACUAUCAGAAACUGCUUGGCCUUCUAUUCGGAGGUGCUUAGUAGAAGGGAAGGCAUUUAUUGAUCACAGUUUUUGUCAGUUGACUUGUGUCCGCUUACUUCAGAUCCUCCCUGUUGUUUUUGAAAUAAUUUACCCAUCCUUUGGUAAAAAGCCUGGGGAUUCCCGAAUGAUGGUGGAAAGUUUGUAUAACUUCUCAUGGCUCAAUGACCUGAUGGAUUGGGGAAAGUCAUCGCUCAAAGUCCUAAUCGUGUAUUGGAAACAGACAGUUACUAUUUUGCUGUCUUUUCUCAAAGAUUCAUUUGGUAACACUGCUACAAUGAUAAUCAAUGCCAUUGAAAAUCUAAUAUCUUGCGAUAACUUUGCCACGGAUGAAUUGAUGGAACAAGUUUCACGCCUUUCUGCGUCAUUAUCUAAGGAAGCUUCUAGUAACAUUGGAGUGACGACCUUUAGGUCAAAAUCUUUAGUUCCUGAGUGCUUGUCUAAUGAGAGGAAGCGUUCAGUUUCAGAUGUGCGGCCUCUCUCUGCGGAUGAUAGAGAUGUGCAGAUCUUGGACUUGGUAACAGAAGCUCAUGAAAAGGAUAGAGAUAAUGCGAUUGUUCUGUCUGAAAGUGAAACUGAAGAACCUAUAUCAGCCGACGAGGUCAUACAAUCUGAUACUAGGACAGGUUACUGUAAUUUGGAGGGAAAGACUGCAGGUCCUGGUUUAGUUUCAAAUGUGCGGCCUCUCUCUGCGGAUGAUAGAGAUGUGCAGAUCUUGGACUUGGUAACAGAAGCUCAUGAAAAGGAUAGAGAUAAUAUGAUUCUUCUGUCUGAAAGUGAAACUGAAGAAUCUAUAUCAGCCGAUAAGGUCAUACAAUCUGAUACUAAGAGAGGUUACUGCAAUUUGGAUGGAAAGAUUGCAGGUCCUGGGAGCGCAUUGCAUUCUGACCCUACAAAGAAGAAAGUUUCUGACACUGACACUUCUAAGAAUUGCUUGGAGUCUUUUCAGCAAAAAGAUGCCACUGAUGGUUGUGUGGUUGCUUCUCAGGAUAAGGGCUUUGAUAGAUUAAAAGGUAUACCAGCAUCUGCUUCUCUCCUCGAAUCAAAAGAUGUAGAUAGUAAGAGGAAAGAAAUAGACUCCAAAUACAAAAAAAAUGAGUCUCAAUCCCAUAAUGGAAUUAAUCUUAAUAACUCAUCUGUUCUGAAAGAGAUAGUACACUAUACUGAAGAUGAUCCAAUCGAGUCUGCGCUUAAAUCUGCAAGACUUCAACAGUCAUUUAUGGCAAAGUCAAAUACUUCUCUUCCUAAACGGCAAGUCAUUCAGCUUAAAUCUUCUUUUCAAAAUAGAUCUGGCCAUUUACAUAGACCGGGGUCUGGAGUGAAAAGGUUCAAGCCACCAAAGCUCGAUGACUGGUAUAGACCCAUUUUGGAAAUUGAUUACUUUGCAACUGUUGGAUUAGCAUCCACAGGUGCAGAUGGGAGUCGAAUUGUUAGCAAAUUCAAGGAGGUUCCUGUGUGUUUUCAAUCACCUGAACAAUAUGUGGAGAUUUUUCGGCCACUGGUUCUGGAGGAGUUCAAAGCACAGUUACACAGUUCCUUCCUGGAAAUGCCUUCAUGGGAAGAGAUGUAUUUUGGCAGCCUAUCUGUGAUGGUGGUUGAGAGAGUUGAUGACUUUCAUCUGGUUCGAUUUGUCUAUGAUGACAAUGAUUCUGCAGCUUCUAGGAACCUUUCUGAAAAUGAUCUUGUUUUGAUAACAAAAGAGCCUUUGCAAAAAUCUUCCCAUGAUAUUCAUAUGGUUGGAAAGGUGGAGAGGCGUGAGAGAGACAACAAGAGAAGGUUAACUAUAUUAGUUAUCAGGUUCUAUCUUCAAAAUGGGUUUUCACGGUUAAAUCAAGUUAGAAAGAACCUCAUUGAACGAAGUAAAUGGCAUGCAAGUCGCAUCAUGAGCAUUACACCUCAACUUAGAGAAUUUCAGGCACUGUCAUCAAUUAAGGACAUCCCCAUACUUCCAGUUAUUUUAAAGCCUGUCAAUGAUUCUCUUGGUAAUGAUGUAUUGAAGAAAGUGGAUCUGGGUAAGCUGUCCCAACCCUUGCAGGAAGUACUGAGAUCAUCAUUUAAUGACAGUCAACUUCAAGCUAUAAGUAUUGCUGUUGGAUCACCUAAGUUGAAGAAGGAUUUUGAAUUAUCUCUUAUUCAGGGUCCUCCAGGUACUGGCAAGACGCGGACUAUUUUGGCCAUUGUCAGUGGUUUGCUUGCUUCACCUUUACAGAGGACGGGUAUUGCAAAACAUUUCCGCGGUGCCAGUUUGAAAACAAAUAGUACUAUAUGCACCAAAUCAAGUCCAUGGAUUAGCCAGACUGCUGCAAUUGCAAGGGCAUGGCAGGAUGCAGCCUUGGCUAGACAAUUAAGCGACGAUGUCCAACAAAAUUCAAAAUCUGUGGAAAGUUCAGCAAGAGGAAGAGUGCUUAUCUGCGCUCAGUCGAAUGCCGCAGUUGAUGAGUUAGUAUCUAGAAUUUCUAGUCAAGGUCUUUAUGGCAGUGAUGGAAAGAUGUACAAGCCAUAUCUUGUAAGGGUUGGGAAUGUGAAGACUGUCCAUCCAAAUUCACUACCAUUCUUUGUUGAUACACUUGUUGAUCAACGUUUGGUGGAAGAGAGGAUGAAAGUUUGCAAUGAAAAGAACGAAACAAGUGUGGAUUCUUUAAUAGCUCUGCGUUCUAAUCUUGAAAAAUUAGUUGACCGUAUCAGGUUCUAUGAAACCAAGCGUACUACCUUGAGGGAUGGAAAUGAUGAUCUUAAGAAUUCUCCAGAAGAAUUGUCUGAUACAGAAAUAGGGUUGAAGCUAAGAAAACUUUAUGAACAAAAGAAGCAAAUUUAUAAAGAUCUUAGCAAUGUUCAGACACAGGAGAGGAAAGCUAAUGAAGAAAUCAAAUUUCUUAGACGUAAGCUUCGGAAGUCUAUAUUACAGGAAGCUGAGAUUGUGGUGGCUACAUUAAGUGGCUGUGGUGGAGACCUCUAUGGAGUGUGUUCUGAAUCUAUGUCAACUAAUAACUUUGGGUUUCCCUCUGAGCAUACUCUUUUUGAUGCCGUCGUGAUUGAUGAAGCUGCUCAAGCUCUGGAACCUGCUACUCUCAUUCCUCUUCAACUUUUAAAGUCAAGCGGGACCAAAUGUAUUAUGGUUGGCGACCCAAAGCAGCUUCCUGCGACAGUUCUUUCUAGUGUUGCAAGUAAAUUCCUAUAUGAAUGCAGCAUGUUUGAACGUGUACAAAAGGCUGGCCAUCCUGUCAUUAUGCUGACCAAGCAGUAUAGAAUGCACCCAGAAAUAUGUCGGUUUCCUUCUUUGCAUUUUUAUGAUGGAAAGCUCCUAAAUGGUGAUAAAAUGUUGAGCAAGUCAGCUCCAUUUCAUGAAAUUGAGGGUCUUGGGCCAUAUGUAUUUUAUGACAUUGUUGAUGGCCGAGAGCAUCGUGGUAAGAAUUCUGGUGCAUUGUCCCUUUACAAUGAAAAUGAGGCUGAUGCUGCAGUUGAAGUUAUUAGGUUUAUGAAGAAAAGGUGCCCAUCUGAAUUUAUUGGUGGAAGGAUUGGCAUCAUAACUCCAUACAAAUGUCAACUCUCUCUUUUACGUUCUCGUUUUUCAAGUGCAUUUGGAUCUUCUGUCAUAGAUGAUGUGGAAUUUAAUACUGUGGAUGGUUUCCAAGGUCGGGAGGUUGAUAUACUUAUACUUUCCACUGUUAGAGCAGGGGAGCCUAGCUCCGCUUCACUUGGGAUCAACUCGAGCAGUAUUGGGUUUGUUGCUGAUGUAAGAAGGAUGAAUGUUGCAUUGACUAGAGCCAAGCUCUCGCUCUGGAUCUUGGGUAAUGCCAGGACUUUGCAGACAAACCAUAAAUGGGCUGCCCUUUUGAAGGAUGCUAAAGAGAGAAGCUUGGUUAUUUCAGUUAAAAUGCCAUACCAGUCCAUGUUUGAAACAGCCUUUUAUAAAGAUGGUGCACCAGGAAUAUCCUAUAAUCAUUCAAGACAGCAUAAGCAUGUUGAAAAGGGUAAAGAUGCUAGCCAGCAUGCAAAACAAAAUGAGGGCACUGUAAAGCGAACCUUUGGAAGGGAAACAAAAUAUGCAGAUCAGAGUAAAAGAACAGGUGUACGAGAUGAAAAAGAUUUGCCAGCAACUAGAGAAAAUAUGCCAAAUAACAGAAGUGCCAAAGAUGAAGAUGAAUUCCUAAUAAAGAAAGAUUCAUCUUUAGUUGCAGAUGGUAACAACAGAACCUCUGAGGAUGUUGAAUCUGCAAUCUCAGGGAAAGAUGUUACAGAUGGUGAUAGAAAAGGCAAAGAGAGUCUUAAAAGGAAAGCGAGUUUAGGUAAUACUCAUAUGAGCAAGCGGAAAGUUAAUUUUGAAAAUUCUACGAGUAAUUCAGACCACUCUAAACAAGAAUUGGGUGAUAGUCAUAACCUUUUGAAAUCACAAGGGUCCAAAAGACCAAAGAGAUCUCUUGAAGUAGAUAGAAGCCUGGGGAAUCAGGAAGUUGCAGCUUUUUUAACUGAUGGCAGCCUGAAGGAGAGAGAUGUAAAUCAUAGAGGUAAAGCCCCCAGUCAGGUAGGCCCUGGAGAUUUGAUUGCAAAGAGGAAACAACAACGUGAAGCUGUUGAUGCUAUUCUUUACUCUUCUCUGAUAUCGUCAAAGAAGUCUGAAACAUCGAUGAAACCUUUGCCUGCCAAUAGGCCUCUUUCCUCAUCAUCAAAUGUUGGUGGUGGCAUAAAACCAGCCAAAACAAGAAAAGUUACACCAGCAUCUUCAAUUAGUACAUCACAAGAUCAGACCCAUCAGCAUCGCAGUAAGAGAGAUAAAUCUUUACUCUCCCAGGAUUUGAGUGAAGCUUGAAGUAUUACAUUGAUCCAGUUCUGUGAAGGAAGCUUUGUGACCAAUUGUCUAAAUUGGCAGGAACUGGAAAGAAAAAUUUAGGCCGUGGAUGUGUGAAUAGUAAGGUAAUUAGUGGUAUUCCUUUGGCAGUAUCCAACUAUCCAAUGUAUCAGGGAUGAAUUUCUUAUCAAGCUGCUUGUACUUUUAUUGAAAACGAUUCCUCAAUUGCUGGUACUGCAGGACACUGUAUAAGAUGCAAAUGGUUUGAAAUUUUACACACCGCGCGCGCACACACAAAUAUAUAUAUUCUACUGGUUACACAGUUAAGAGUCA